Molecule: messenger RNA, 1305 nt
Organism: Limanda limanda (common dab)
Lineage: Eukaryota; Metazoa; Chordata; Actinopteri; Pleuronectiformes; Pleuronectidae
Product: protein shisa-8
Exons: 5
Coding region: 1-1305 (434 amino acids)
Biological process (GO): regulation of AMPA receptor activity; regulation of short-term neuronal synaptic plasticity
Cellular component (GO): postsynaptic density; AMPA glutamate receptor complex; dendritic spine membrane
Source: RefSeq, a predicted model, not a curated record
AUGGCCACCUCCAUGCACCCACUCCUGCUGAGCGUGUCGCUGGCCGUUCUGCUGGGUUUGACCUCACUGGGUGGACUGAGCCCUCGGUCGUCGGGUCAGGCUUUGGCCCAGGUCCCCGCCAACAACCAGACCGAGUCCUCUCUGUUGUCAGAGGUCGCCCUGGCUACGCCGACACCAGAAACCGAGGACCAAACGGUUCCAAGCGACGGCAAAAGAUGCUGGGGUUACUAUGAUGUCAUGGGCCAGUGGGACCCCCCCUUCAACUGCAACGCGGGCAUCUACCUGUUCUGCUGCGGCUCCUGCUUCUACCGCUUCUGCUGCCAGUUCAAAAUUCACAGUUUGGACCAGACGUCCUGUUCCAACUACGACACGCCCGUGUGGGCUAACACCGGGAAACCGGCGGAACCCGUCACAGAGGUCCACGAGGAACCAGACCGGGAUCGGACCCACAUGAUCGUGUAUAUUAUCUGUGGAGUGGUGGCCAUCAUGGUGUUGGUCGGGAUUUUCACCAAGCUGGGGCUGGAGAAAAGCCAAGGAGGACAGACAGACAUGACCAACUCCAGGACUCUGACGGAGCUUCUGAAGCAGCCGGGGGAGGCGGGGGUGGUGGACGGAACCGGGGUUCAUCAUCCGAUCGGCACCAACGGCAUCUCGGCCAGGGCGCUGCGCUCCAACAACGAUCACAACCAUUUGAACAACGCAGCUUUGUCUCCCCUGGGUCCAGCCAUGGCCUUGUCUCACCCUCACAACAACCUGGGAAUUGGUUUCAACAAGUACACAUCGCUCAAGGCUGUGGACACGACCCCGAGAGACUACUACAAGAGCUACCCGAUGGUCGACUACACCCACCGCCAGUCCCCUCCCACUUUCCAGCCAAUCAACUUCCAUCCCAAGGACAAGCCCUUCCUCCCGCCGCCUGACAUCCACGCGCCGCUGGCCAUCACCAUCAACACGUCUCAAAUCCCCAAGCCCAAGAUCGCCAAGACCAACACGCAUCCGCUGACCUCCAGCUCGGCCUUCAAAGUAUGGGACCCCAGUAAGAGCCAUGCCCCCCACCCGGUGGCCACCCACAUGCAGCAGCAGCACCAGCACCAGCACCACCCCAUCCAGCAGCUGCAGCAGCUGCAGCAUCAGCCGCUGCACCAGCAGACCAACCGGCGCCAGGCCUACUCCAACAAGAGGCAGUUCAGCAUCGAGACGCUGCCCGAGCUCUUCUCGCAGCCGCUGGGCUACGGCCACUCGCCGCGCAUGCCCCCCAAGCACAAGGGCCUGGCCACCAACAGCAAGACAGAGGUCACUGUCUGA